Molecule: messenger RNA, 906 nt
Organism: Knipowitschia caucasica
Lineage: Eukaryota; Metazoa; Chordata; Actinopteri; Gobiiformes; Gobiidae
Source: the annotation of a GenBank genome assembly
AUGGGCUUCGUAAAAGUGGUAAAAAACAAAUCGUACUUCAAGAGAUAUGAGGUGAAAUUCAGAAGACGAAGAGAGGGUAAAACAGACUUCUUCGCUCGCAAACGCCUGGUGGUGCAAGACAAGAACAAGUACAACACGCCCAAGUAUCGAAUGAUCGUGAGGUUUUCCAACCGUGACAUCUGCUGCCAGAUCGCCUAUGCAAAGAUCGAAGGAGACCAGAUCGUGUGUGCGGCCUAUUCCCAUGAGCUCGCCAUGUAUGGAAUAACCGUGGGCCUGACCAACUACGCAGCCGCCUACUGCACCGGGCUGCUGCUGGCGAGGAGGCUCCUGCACAAGUUCGGCAUGGACCAGGUGUACGAGGGCCAGGUGGAGGUGACGGGCGACGAGUUUAACGUGGAGAGUGUGGACGGUCAGCCGGGGGCCUUCACCUGUUACCUGGACGCAGGACUGGCCCGCACCACGACCGGCAACAAGGUGUUCGGGGCUCUGAAGGGGGCAGUGGACGGAGGCCUGGCCAUCCCACACAGUAUGAAGCGUUUCCCCGGUUACGACGUGGAGAGCAAAGAGUUCAACGCCGAGGUGCACCGUAAACACAUCCUGGGCAUGAACGUGGCAGACUACAUGUCCUACCUGCUGGAGGAGGACGAGGAGGCCUACAAGAGACAGUUCUCCCGCUUCAUCAAGAACGGAGUGACCCCCGAGACGGUCGAAGAAAUGUACCAAAAAGCGCACGCAGCGAUACGAGCAAACCCGGUCCACGUGAAGAAGCCAAACAAACAAGAAGUCGGCGUCAAACCCAAACGGUGGAACAAAGCCAAGCUGUCGUUGGCCCAGAGGAAGAACCGCGUGGCCCAGAAGAAAGCCAGCUUCUUACGGGCGCAGGAGCAGGAGGCAGGGGACGGUUAG